Xenia sp. Carnegie-2017 is the source of this 2062-nucleotide messenger RNA. Its product is annotated as kelch-like protein 20. The record is from RefSeq and is a predicted model, not a curated record. Lineage: Eukaryota; Metazoa; Cnidaria; Anthozoa; Malacalcyonacea; Xeniidae. Gene Ontology annotation, molecular function: protein binding.
GUUUCCGGAAAAGAACUCGUUGUUAAAUUAAAACAAUUAGAAAGGUUGCUCUGCGCAGGAGCAGAAAACAUUUAAAUAUAUAUAAAAACAACAACUGCAAAAGCAACAGGAAAGGACAGCGACAUGCCACAAAAUAUCUCAAUUUUGAACUAGCUAAGGAGAAAUAGGAAUAGAAGAGAUUCGUUCGGUUAAUAUGUCAUUGGAAACAACGAGCGUUUUAAUAAAUGAGGAAAGUUUGGCGAAAGAGACGCUACGAAUCUUGAACCAGAUGCGUCGGCAAAGAGAGCUAUGUGAUAUUAUAUUACUUGUGAAUGGCUGUGAGAUCCCAACACAUCGCGCUAUCCUUGCCGCUUGUUCACCUUAUUUCCGAGCUAUGUUUUUAUCGGGGUUUGUUGAAGCAAUUCAACCACGAGUGAUUCUGCGAGAUGUCGACACGUUCGCAUUAAUGAAAAUAAUCGAUUUUUUUUACACAUCGGAAUUGACUAUUGAGCUUGGAGAAGUUGAAGCAAUCUUGAACAUCGCUUGUCUUCUUCACUUGGAGUAUAUCAUUGAGGAAUGUGAAAAGUUGCUCAGACGAAAUAUAACGCCAGGCAACUGUCUCGGAUUAAAGACAAUCGCACAGACGUACUCUCUCAAUUUCUUAUACAAGCAAGCUUGGCGCUUCACUCUCUGGCAUUUUGGCAGUGUUGUAAAAGAAGACGAAUUCUUAAAGCUACCACCGGAUGAGCUCGAGAUGUUAGUUCGUGAUGAUCUUCUAAAAGUAAAGGAUGAGUGCGAAGUAGUGAAUGCAGUUUGGCAAUGGUUGAAGUAUGAUUUCUCCAGUCGUUGUACCAUUGUAACAGAUAUACUUCAACAUAUACGCUUUCCCCUCAUGAGCAUUGCUGAUAUUAUGCAUAAUGUGCAAGUGAAAGAAUUCUGCCAGAACUAUACUCUCUGUAGGCAAUUGGUGAGAGAGGCCAUACGCUACAAUUCCACUGCAAGACCUCCAAUUUAUGAUAAAAACCCACGUCUCAGACCACGACUGGCAUCUGAGGAUAUUUAUGUGAUUGGUGGAUGGUCGAAUGGUCAGAAAAUGAGCACAGUGCAAUGCUUCAAUGUGAAUACACUGCAAUGGACAAGUGUAUCUGGAAUGACCAUAGCAACUGUUGCAAAAGAGGAUUAUUUCCGUGUGGUUGUUGUGGAUGAGGAGAUUUUUACCGUCAGUCGAAAUAAAGUGGGAAAGUUUGAUCCAGUAUUAAACUGUUGGAUGACAAUAGCCAAUGGCCCUGAUGUUCAAUGUAAAUGGGCUGGUGUAUGUCAGCAUAAUGGCUUAAUUUAUGUUGUAGGAGGUCACAGCAGCAUGUGUGCUAAGGUAUUCAAUCCCGAGAUUUGUUCAUGGACUGACCUGCCGUCAAUGCAAUGUGCAAGAUACUACCCUGGCGUAGCCGUUAUGGGAGGCAAGAUAUACGCUGUUGGUGGUUUGGACCAUUUGUGGUCACCUCUUAACACAGCUGAAAGAUAUGAUCUGAUCAACCAAUGGCAAUUUAUCUCAAGUAUGGGUGUGCAAAGAUGGAGUUUGGGUGUUGCUGUUGUAAAUAAUCUCCUAUAUGCUAUCGGUGGCUCAGAUUCCAAGGAGUUAUGGGCCAAUUCAGUGGAGGUAUAUGAUCCACUGCGUGAUAAGUGGAUACAAAAUGUCACACCAAUGAAUGAAGGCCGGCGUUGUUUGGGAGUAGCUGUUGUAAACAAUAAUAUAUAUGUGGUUGGUGGUCGUGUUGUAAACACCAUUGAGUUUUAUGAUAAAAAGAAAAACCAAUGGAAAAUUGUCGGUUCUGUAAACUCACAAUGCAACUUUGGAUGCAUAGCCUUAAGACCUAUAUAAGCUAAAAUUCAUGGCUAUAUGUAUGUAUGGCUAUGCCAGUAUCGGUUGAUGAACCAUCCAUGAAAUUGAUCUUUGCUCUAUUAAUUGGAGCAACUAUCAUGCCACAGUAUUUAUGGAUUUGGAGCUUUUUUAUAUUUAUCAACAAUAUUGUAAAUUAACAGAGUUAUUAAUAUAAUAUUCCUAUUAAAACAUAAAAAAACUGGA